AUGUUAAAUCCAUGGUUUUAUAAUUUGUGCUACAAAACUCUCUCCAAUGAAUACUUUAAAUUUUCAAAAAUUUCACUAUCUGGAAUAUAUUUCUUCCAAUCUAAAAUAGUAGUCUACUUUGGGAAGCCUUUUACCUUGACAUUGAAUGCGCAUGAUUACAACGAUAAAACCAGGAUUUUUUUCUCUGUUGUUUCAACCUGUUCAGACACAUCCAGUUUAAAUACAAACUUUUCAAUAUCAAUGAGGGAAGAGCCGGACCUAAUUUACAAUGAAAAUGGAAAGGAUGUUAUCGUCUUCUCAGGAAUUGUUAUUACAAAAAAUUACAAUACAAAACUCUUGUCUGUAAAGGAUGAAGCGAAUGCCAGAAGAGUUAAUAUAAAACAGAUGCUACAUCUUUGUGUAAAAUUAAACGAUAAGCAUAUUUACACUAAAAACGAUUAUCUCGUAACGGGACCUAGGCAAAUUAGUAAUAAUGACCUAAAUAAACAAAAAAUAUUUGAAACAAUUUUGAAUUAUAAGUGGUACAGUAAAUUUAACAAUGUACUUCUAAUAACUUUCAUUUCUAAAGAACAUGAGGAGGUUAAUUGUGAGAACAAUGACUUCAAUCCGUAUUCUGAAAAUGUAACAUAUUCAUUUUACAAUUUUUCAAGGACUUUCAUUAACAUUGACAAAUAUUUAAAUAUUAAAAAUUCACUACUUUGUUGGUGUGGAGGCAAAAAUUGUAAAUCUGUUUCAGACUAUUCGACAACUCUGUUGUUUCCAUCGUUUACAGGAGUUAAUACAAUUAUAACUGAAUUAACUGAUGAGCCAAUAAAACUUAUUUAUUUUGGUUCAGAAUUAACCAUUUUCGAUGAAUUCAGAGUAGUUGAUUCUAACGCUAAAUGCGGUAAGAUAAACUCCUCGAAAAUGUCAAAUAAUUUAUUAUCAACUUCCACUCUACUCGAAGAUAUAGACCCAGAUUUUAAAUUCGAUAAGAACAAUUAUGGGUUGGUUAAAAGUUACUCAUUUAACAAUAAAAAAUACAUUUGGGAAUCUUUUCAACUGAUGCUUACCCAAACGAAUAAAAAAACUCUUCUCUACAAGAUAUGUUUUUGUUCAUUUAUUCUCAAUGAACAAUGUAAAUCAGAUCACGAUUUUAUUGAUACAGCUGGCUAUAUACUUAAAAAUAAAACUAAACCAAAAAUAAAGUCGAUGUUACUAAGAAUAUUCAUUUCUUAUUCUGAUAGCUUGAAUAAAACUUGUUCCAGGAAGAAUGAGAAUUCUUAUUUAUCAGUGGGUUAUUCAUUUAGAGUUGAAGGUGACCUUAAAAUUGCCACCCAAUUUGCAACUAAUUUCGUUGGCAGAUACUCUGAAAAUGAAGGUUUUAUUUAUGAGUCAUGUAUAGUUGAAUCUGGACUCGAUGAAUUUAAUUCUAAAAAUUAUAUAAGAUUUUUAAUACAAAACAAAAGUGGAAUAUAUAUAAAACAAAAGUUAAACAUAAGGGCAGCUGUACUUCAAAACAUAAUCAUUCGAGGUAGCAACCUUUCAAAGGAUUAUGUUUAUAAAUUGGCAAUUAUAAGUGUUGAUUUGAACUGUAAUAGUUCACCAACCGACAACAUUCAAUUAAUUGAUUCGGCUCCUUUAGAAAAUAGUAAAGGCAUUUUGUUUGAAAAACUAAUGGUUCACCAAGAAGGGACAUAUAAAUUAUGCAUUAGUAUGUCUAAAAAUGCAGCAAAUGAAACAGAACAAAAUAAAGAAGACGAAGAUGACAAAGAAUCUAGUAGCUCUCAAAGUGAAACGACAAAUCUCGAAUGGUUACAUUUUGGAUUUCUGAGAGUUAAGAAAUAUUAUAUUAACUAUACAUCUGAUUUGAUUUAUUUUGAUUGCGAAGGUUGUGAAAAUAGUGAAAAUAAACCCAAUCUGAAUCAGGAAAAGAAUGAAACUUGUUCUAUAACUGGUUACAAAAAAUUGGUUCAGCUUUGUGUUUUGAAAGAAGAGCAACUAAUUAUAUUGUCAGAUUGUAAUAAUAGGCUUUGGGCUGUAAUGUUUGACGUUAGAAAUGGAGUUGUAAAUGUGUCAAAGGAUAAACUCAGAUUGUUUAUGAAUUUUGUAGGGAAUGAAACAGAGGGAAGCUGGAUACUGUGUAAGGAAAUGAAGUUUCAAAAGUCACUUGUUUUUCUAGGUGAGAAAUAUGCGGUAGUAGUUGAUCUUCCAAUUCAGCGUACCAGCUUAACUUUCCAAAAGAUGUUUAUUGUAACAGCAUACUUUCAGAGGUUGAGACUGGAGUGCCAGCAGACAAUUCUAAGUUAUUUUGCCUGGACCCUGAAAAAAACUUGA
Messenger RNA from Theileria parva strain Muguga, 2316 nucleotides. RefSeq lists its product as uncharacterized. Lineage: Eukaryota; Apicomplexa; Aconoidasida; Piroplasmida; Theileriidae. The record is from RefSeq and is a predicted model, not a curated record. The coding region runs from base 1 to 2316 and encodes 771 amino acids. The transcript is spliced from 4 exons.